This is a messenger RNA of Macrosiphum euphorbiae (potato aphid), 1623 nucleotides long. Lineage: Eukaryota; Metazoa; Arthropoda; Insecta; Hemiptera; Aphididae. The record is from the annotation of a GenBank genome assembly.
AUGAAUAAAAACCCUACGGGCACUACGCCCAAAAACUCCACAACCAAUCGUUCACACACACCCAUCUCAAAUCCAACCAUUUCUACACUUAAAACCAAAAUAAAUAAACCACCACAAAAAACCGCGUCGAUUCAACAAUCAACCAAAAACAUAGUAGUGCAAGGCACCGACCGUAAUAUCGGUGUUCCCUCCACCCUAACGAGCAAUCAUACCUCACGCAUCGCAAUCAAGAACCCCCUUCUACUCUCCGCCACAACGACACCGUCCAGCGAUAACAACCGCGCCGCAGACACUAUCGCUAAACACACAAAUAAUAAUAUAUCCACUAAUGACCUACCUAUAAUAUCUUCAUCGAAUAAGACGGACAACAACAAUAUAAACUUCGCGUCUGCUGUCGCCAUGGAAAAAAACCCCAGCCGUGAACAAGCCUUGGUCUUUAACACUAUUGAUGGAAUACCACAAAAAGAUUAUGUUCUUGCAAUAGGAAAAAUUGUUUCUCCUAAAAAUAUAACGUUUAUCUCUAGAAUCUCGAAUAAUCGUUUUUGCAUCUUUCUGUCCAGCAAACAAAUACUCGACAAUUUAUUUCAAAAAACUCAAUCAAUCAAUAUCAAUGAUCAAACUAUACCUAUACGCAGAUUGCUAAACCCGGCAAAAAGAUACAUUAUAUCAAAUGUAUGCCCAUCUAUACCCAACCAAGCAAUCACAAACGCACUAAACGGAUUAGACAUUUUUCCCAUAUCUCAAAUCAGCCACCUCAAAGCGGGUAUUAACAUUGAAGGUUUCGAGCACAUAAUGAGCUUCCGAAGACAAUUAUACAUCAAACACGAAGACAUUCCUAAACUCCCCAACUCAUUGGUUAUUACAACAAACGAAUCUCAAUUCAGAAUUUUUUUCACCGAUGAUAUAGUUACUUGUUUCAUAUGCAAAGCUAGCGGGCAUACCUCAAGUAAUUGCAAAAAUAUAAAUGCCACACAAAGAAAAAACUCAUCAUCUAGCCCAAACAAACCCGAUGAAUACGCUAUAGAUCACACCGAAUUAAUUGAAAAUAUCCGCUCUCCGACAAGUCCAACCCUUGAUAUCCUUGACCAAACCAAAUCAGACUUGACCGAAGAUUUAGAAGAAACCAAAUUUUUCCCUCUAACUCAAAACCAUUUCGAUGAAGCACUUUUCCACUCACCAAUUGAAACACAAAAAAGACUUAUGUCUGAUUCUUCAUCAUCUAAACCUCCAGAUUCCCCUAAUGCUUUACUACCAUCUACCUUAGUUAAAAAAAAUGAAAAAACCAUCAAGAAACCAAAAAUACAAUCUCGCUCAAAUUCUUCAAACAGUCUCGAUAUAAAUUUGGACGAAAAACUAAAUCCAAUCAUCGAAUACUACACCGUGAAUGAGCACUUACCAAUCACAUACAUCCAAUUUAAAUACAUUCUGGACAAUUUCAACAAUAAAUCAAUAAACAUCCACACACUUAUCGAAGAUAUAAACACAAGCAUCCCUACCUUAAUGGACAUAAUUGAACAUAUUCAUCCUAAAAUAAAAGACAAGUCACUCAAAUCACGUAUAACAAAGCUAAGAAAUCUACUUUUCCAAUCUCAACCUCUUCAACAAAGUUCUAUCCAAAACUAA